This is a messenger RNA of Gossypium arboreum, 3552 nucleotides long. RefSeq names its product phospholipase D delta-like. Gene Ontology annotation, cellular component: plasma membrane. NCBI's taxonomy places the organism in Eukaryota, Viridiplantae, Streptophyta, Magnoliopsida, Malvales, Malvaceae. The record is from RefSeq and is a predicted model, not a curated record. The transcript has 11 exons. Gene Ontology annotation, biological process: phospholipid catabolic process; phosphatidylcholine metabolic process. Bases 712 to 3258 code for a protein of 848 amino acids. Gene Ontology annotation, molecular function: calcium ion binding; D-type glycerophospholipase activity.
UCAAUUUUGCGUUUAAUCAAUCCUUCUCUUGUCUUCCCUUUGGAGAAACUUAAGUUUUGAGUGUGGAGUAUUCUUUGAUGAGAAGGUAGAACAAGUGUAAAUAAUUUUUUAUAGAAACCUCUGAUAUGGCUUUUACUACACCUCCAACUGAUUCUGAUUAUUUAUUUCCGGUAGCAAUUUUGCGAUUGCCAGUGGUAGAGAAUGACCGUAGUAUUCCUCUCAUAUGCAGCCUAGCUGAAGAGAGAAGAGUCUGCUUCCAUUGGGGCGGCGACCUGCAUUUUGUUCCUUUUGGAGACACCAAACUUCCAUGCUAUCAAUGGAACCUCCAUUUCAAAAGUCGAAAACUCAACUUGCAUGUUGCACACUGGGUUUUCUUUUCUCUGUCGAAAGCAGUCAAAAGGCAGGAUGAUUGUUGGAUCAGCUUGGCGGAGUAAUGGAAACAUUUUCUUGAGUAUUUCAUUUUGUCUGAGUGCUUCAUUUUUAUGAUAAAAGAUGAUGCAUCCUUCAAGCACCGAGGCUUGUUGUUCAGUUGGAGUUGCUCACUAAGAUGUAGGCACAAGUCACGUACUGAAUCGUAUACAAGUAGAGAUUCCGGGGACAGAAAUCUACCUCUCUUAUUUUAGCAGAUUGUUGUGAUUUGAGGUGCGGGGUUGAGGUUUGGUAAACAUGAGAUGCUUCAACGAGUUGUUCUUUGCUUAAUUCCUAGUGAGAAUGGGUCGUGACAAAUUCCCAAGCAAAAGGGAGAUUGAGGGAGCAACUUUCCUUCAUGGCGAACUUGAUUUCUGGAUUAUAGAAGCUAAAUCUCUUCCAAAUAUGGAUUUAAAUUCAGACAGAAUGAGGAGAUUGUUUUCAAUGUGUAGCUCUGGAAACAAAAAGAAGGCUUCUAGCAAGCCUUUUGGCAAAACCUCUAGCAAGCAUACUUUGAAUACUAGUGACCCUUAUGUAUCUGUUUGCCUUUCGGGGGCUACAGUUGCGCAAUCUAGAAUAAUUUCCAAUUGUGAGAACCCUGUUUGGGAUGAACAUUUUGUUGUGCCAGUUGCACACCCUGUAGGAAAAAUUGAGUUUCAUGUCAAGGACAAUGAUGUUCUUGGUGCUGAACUUAUAGGAGUAGUUGAGAUAGCUGUUGAAAAGGUCGUUACUGGAGAUGAAAUUAGCGGUUGGUUUGCUAUUGUUGGUAAUUCUAAGAGUGAUCGAAAUCCUGAACUGCAUGUUUCUCUUCAGUAUAAACCAGUGAGUGUAAACCCUAUAUAUCAACAAGGUGUAGGGAAGGGACCAGAUUACACGGGGGUUCCAUAUACAUAUUUCCCUCUCCGUAAAGUGGGGAAUAUAACCCUUUAUCAGGAUGCCCAUGUACCUGAGUUCAUGCUACCUGAAAUUCCACUUGAUAAUGGAAAAAGUUUUAAGCAAGGCAGUUGUUGGGAAGAUAUAUGCCAUGCCAUUCUGGAUGCUCGUCAUCUCAUAUAUGUAGUUGGUUGGUCUGUCUUCCAUCCUAUAAAACUUGUGAGGGAAUCAACAAAGCCUUUACCGGAGGAAGGCCAGCUUUCUUUGGGAGAGUUGUUGAAACACAAGUCGCAAGAAGGGGUCCGUGUGAUUUUGCUGAUCUGGGAUGAUAAAACUUCACAUGACAAGCUUCUGUUGAAAACGGAAGGUGUUAUGCAGACUCAUGAUGAAGAGACUAGAAAGUUUUUCAAACGCUCAAAUGUUCAUUGUGUUCUCUCUCCGCGCUAUGCAAGCAGCAAACUUAGUUUUUUCAAGCAACAGGUCGUGGGAACCCUUUUCACACAUCAUCAGAAGUGCGUGAUUCUUGACUCCCAAGGCUCAGGAGAAACUCGGAAAAUAACUGCUUUUAUUGGUGGUCUAGAUUUAUGCGAUGGUAGAUAUGACACACCUGAACACCGGCUCUUUCAAGAUCUUGACACUAUCUUUGAGGGUGAUUUUCAUAAUCCUACAUUUCCUACUAAUGCAUAUGGCCCAAGGCAACCAUGGCAUGAUCAACACUGCAAAGUGGAGGGCCCUGCUGCAUAUGACAUAUUGACUAAUUUUGAGCAACGAUGGAGAAAGGUUUCAAAAUGGCGUGACUUCAAGGUAAGAAAGGUCAGUCCUUGGCAGGAUGACGCCUUGAUAAAGCUAGACCGUGUUCCAUCAAUAGCAUGUCCCUCUCUUGGUUCUGAUGGAGACUCAGUUGUGCAUGUUAGAGAAGAAAAAGACCCAGAGAAUUGGCAUGUGCAGGUUUUCCGGUCCAUUGAUUCUGGAUCUGUAAAAGGAUUUCCUAAGGAUGUUAAGCAAGCUGCAGCUCAGAACCUUAUCUGUAGAAAGAACUUGAAGGUAGAUAUGAGCAUCCACACAGCUUAUAUAAAAGCAAUAAGAUCGGCACAGCACUUUAUAUAUAUAGAGAAUCAGUAUUUCAUUGGAUCUUCAUAUUAUUGGCCAUCCUACAAAAAUGCAGGUGCUGAUAACUUAGUCCCUAUGGAGCUGGCCCUGAAAAUUGCGGGAAAAAUCCGUGCAAAUGAGCGUUUCGCGGUGUAUAUAGUAAUACCUAUGUGGCCAGAGGGUGCGCCAACUAGCAAUGCUGUGCAGGAAAUAUUAUAUUUUCAGGGACAAACCGUGACCAUGAUGUACUCGAUCAUUGCAAAAGAACUACUAAAAGCAGGCCUUUCUGAUCAAUAUCAUCCACAAGAUUAUUUGAACUUCUAUUGCCUCGGUAAACGUGAGCCUCCAACUUCAGAAAGUUCAACUAAACUAAACCAUAAGGAUAACCGUGAACUGGCAUUGGUGCAAAAGUUCCGCAGAUUCAUGGUAUAUGUUCAUGCAAAAGGGAUGAUAGUGGAUGAUGAAUAUAUUAUAAUGGGAUCUGCUAACAUUAACCAGAGAUCCUUAGAAGGUUCAAGGGACACCGAGAUAGCUAUGGGUGCUUACCAGCCACAUUAUACAUGGGCAGGAAAGAAAUCCCACCCACAUGGCCAGGUUUAUGGUUACCGGAUGUCUCUGUGGGCUGAGCAAAUGGGAAAACUCGACGAUAAUUUCCAGGAACCAAAAAGCCUGGAAUGUGUAAAACUUGUUAAUGAGAUUGCCAAAAGUAACUGGAAAGCCUAUGUGGAUGAUGAAUACUGCGAAUUGACGGGACACUUGAUGCAGUAUCCAUAUGAAAUUGGAAGAGACGGGACGGUUAAUCCAAUCCCAGGCCAUGAAACGUUUCCUGAUGUUGGUGGUAAAGUUCUUGGAGCAUCAACCAACCUUCCUGAUGUUCUAACAACUUAAAGAACAGACAUGGCGACGCCAUUGUAAGCCACAAAUUGCAGGAUGUAUCAUUAAACAAGAGUUAAGAUAUGACAGAAAGUUAGAAAUUAUUUCAUGAGAAAAAUAAUAUUUUAAUGAUUUUUAAGACCUCAGAAGCUGUGCUGAGUGUAUUUAAAAAAAAACUUAUUUUUGAUGUAUAUCCCCUUCUUGCAAACAAGUUGUACAGAUAGAAAUCCUGCUCUCCUCGCUUCACAUUAAAUCAGUAUGAGAAUGUUGACAUUAGUCUUUUACUUUAUUACUUAAACCUUGUUUUAA